Neocloeon triangulifer is the source of this 2021-nucleotide messenger RNA. RefSeq lists its product as uncharacterized. The transcript is spliced from 9 exons. Gene Ontology annotation, cellular component: vacuolar membrane. Gene Ontology annotation, biological process: amino acid transmembrane transport. The coding region runs from base 128 to 1486 and encodes 452 amino acids. The record is from RefSeq and is a predicted model, not a curated record. NCBI's taxonomy places the organism in Eukaryota, Metazoa, Arthropoda, Insecta, Ephemeroptera, Baetidae. Gene Ontology annotation, molecular function: amino acid transmembrane transporter activity.
CGAGCGAAGGCUGGAAGAGAAACGGGAACGCUGCGGUCGCACCAGCUGUGUCUUCACCGCAAACACAAAAGCUGCCAGUUGGCACUCAAUUUAUUUUUGCAUUGUAACAAUAAUAGUAAACACCACAAUGAGUCCGACUUCUAGUUCGAAUAAUGUUGGCAACACAAGUGCGAUAAAAAUUUUGGCCAACAUUUUUAUCUCGUUCAUAGGCGCUGGAAUUUUGGGUCUCCCUUACGCAUUUAAAGAGGCUGGCAUUAUUGAGGGCAUCAUAGUGAUGGUGUCUGUUGCUGUGAUCAGCGUCAAAGCUAUGAUGAUGGUCGUUGAUUGCAAAUACCACAUCGAGAACGUUUUGCUUGCUCAAAGCCCCAAAAACAAGCCCCACCGGAUCGCUACUGAUCUGAAUGCCCCACUUCUAGUUGAAGAAUCCUCCGACGAUAGUGACAUAAAAUCAUCCCCUAUCAAAAUAGUUCCUCAAGUUCAAACCUAUGGAGAUAUAGGAUUUUACGCCAUGGGCAACACAGGAAGGGCGCUGGUAGACUAUUCAGUUAUUAUUUCACAAAUAGGUUUUUGCUGCGCGUAUCUUAUUUUCAUAAUGGAAAAUGGAGCUUCAUAUAUACCAAUGCUAUCACGUUUGCAUUGGCUAAUAAUUCUACUGCCCCCUUUGUACUUGCUAGUCCUCCCAAGACAUUUAAGUAAAUUGGCUAUAUUCAGCAUAUUUGCACAAAUUUCAAGCAUUUUUGCUUUCGCCGUAGUUUUUUGGUUUGACUUCCAGCACUACCACGUAGCAAGGUUCAAUCCCAAAGAGUUUUCCAUUCAGGGCCUUCCUUUUUACUUUGCCGUUGCAAUUUAUUGCUUUGAAGGAGCGGGUAUGAUUUUAUCGCUCGAACAGUCGGUCGCGCCCAAAGUGCGACACCGCUUCAAGCAUUACUUUAUCUCGUCGAUGUUUGCUGUGACGUUUUUGUACAUUGCAUUUGGCGUGUCUGGUUAUCUGUCGUUUGGGCCAGAAACGAGCGAUAUCAUUACUUUCAACUUGCCAAAGGGACCAUCAGGCGCUUUUGAUUUUCCAUCCCUCGUCACAUGCUGCCUGUGCGUGUCACUUUUCCUCACAUACCCUAUUAUGAUGUUCCCAGUGCUGGAGUUGUUGGAAGCCAGAUAUAUAAUCUCAGAGGGCCUUUUAAAAGGAAAUUUGCUCCGUCUUUUUUUGGUUUUACUGACUGGCAUGAUAGUGAUCGUCGUUCCUAAUUUUGGAACUCUGAUGGCUCUUAUUGGCUCCUCGUGCUGCACAUUGCUUGCCUUUAUCUUACCAGGCAUUUUUCACAACAAGCUAUUUAAAGGAAGUUACACUAGUAUUAUGCAAAAGAGUUUCAAUAUGUUUCUUAUUUGGCUUGGAGUAAUUGGAACGGUUGUGGGUCUUUUGGAUGCUUUCAAACGGAUGGGCCCACAUGUUCUUCAUCAACAUACGACUGAAUACCCACCAGUUGUAUAAUUGUUAUAUGUCUGUGAUAAUUGUUCCUGCAUCACAAGCUGUGAGAAAUUGUGCUUUUGUGGCCACAAAGUUUAUUUUUGUGGCUGCCUCUGAAUUUAAUUAUGCAGUAUUUAUGUGAUCUGAUUGAAUUUUGGCAGCAUUUACCUAGAAUACUAGUAGUAGAAAAUAUUUGCUAAAAAAAUUCCAUACCUUCUUUUAAUUUUCUCAUUAAGCAUUAAAGACUUAAUAUUUCUGGACUUCGAGUGGGACUACUUAACAUAAAAUCAUAAAAGGUAAUAUUGUAAUUCAGAGGUCCAGAAUGACCUCUAAGAUCAAAAACAAGCACUAUUCAAAUGUUAAAAUUUUUUACAUUAUUAUUUGAAUACUUAAGAUAAUAUUUUCAUCAAUAAAAUAUCCCAUUGUUGGAGAUAAUACGUACAAGCCAGUCUGCUAUCGCAAGUAUACAAAUUUUUGUGUUCGUAACAAGUAUUAUAUUUUAAAUUAAUUGCGUCAUGUCUGAUAAAUUUUAAAUAAAAAUACACCACUUUUACAUGAA